UCAAACUGGUUCACUCUCGGGCGUUUUUGUUGGAUUCUCUCAGACAAGGAUUUCACCAUGGGGGAAAACGAUGAGAAGAAGAAGAAGUCAAAGAGCGCAACAGUUUGUGGCUUCCCGAUAAGCAUUUUUUUCAUUGUGGUCAAUGAGUUCUGUGAACGAUUCUCCUACUAUGGCAUGCGAGCUGUGCUUGUCCUGUACUUCAAGUACUUCCUUAAAUGGGAUGAUGAUCUUGCCACUACCAUCUACCACACCUUCGUGGCUCUCUGCUACCUGACGCCCAUCCUGGGCGCCAUCAUUGCUGACUCAUGGCUCGGCAAGUUCAAAACCAUCGUUUACCUUUCCAUCGUCUACGCGCUGGGUCAGGUCAUCGUGGCGGUCAGCGCCAUCCAUGACAUCACAGACGGCAACCGGGAUGGUUCCCCGGACGACCUGACGCUUCAUGUGGCUCUGUCCAUGGUUGGUCUGGUCCUCAUUGCGCUGGGAACUGGAGGCAUUAAACCCUGUGUGGCUGCGUUUGGUGGGGACCAGUUUGAAGAUCAUCAGGAGAAACAGAGGAGCACCUUCUUCUCCAUCUUCUACCUGUCCAUCAAUGCCGGCAGCCUGCUGUCCACGGUCAUCACCCCCAUCCUCCGAGCGCAGGAGUGUGGCAUUCACACCAAGCAGAGCUGCUACCCGCUGGCGUUUGGAGUUCCUGCCGCUCUGAUGGUCGUGGCUCUGAUUGUGUUCAUCGUCGGCAGUCCCAUGUACACUAAAAAUGCACCGCAAGGAAACAUCAUGGUGAAGGUCUGCAAGUGCAUUGGAUUUGCUCUCAAGAACCGCUUCAGACAUCGUUCCUCCCGGUACCCCAGCAGGGAGCACUGGAUGGACUGGGCGGAGGAGAAAUAUGACAAACUUCUAAUCGCUCAAGUGAAGAUGGUGCUGAAGGUUCUCUUCCUCUACAUCCCUCUGCCGAUGUUCUGGGCGCUGUUCGACCAGCAGGGGUCAAGAUGGACGCUCCAGGCGACCACCAUGAAUGGAGACUUUGGAGCUCUGAUCAUCCAGCCUGACCAGAUGCAGACCGUCAACCCUAUUUUGAUCCUGAUUAUGGUGCCGAUCAUGGACAGUCUGAUCUACCCUCUCAUUGCGAAAUGCAAAGUGAACUUUACUCCGCUGCGGAGGAUGACAGUCGGCAUGUUCCUCGCUGCUCUGGCUUUCAUCGCGGCGGCUCUGGUUCAGAUUGAAAUUGACAAAACGCUUCCGGUCUUCCCAAAAGGCACGGAAAGUCAGGCCAAGUUCAUCAACGCGCUUGACCGGCCCCUGGAGAUCAUUGCUGGAGAUAACAAGUUCACUCUGGGUGCUUUCGAGGCCAGCGAGGAUUACAAGACCUUUGACGGAGGGUUCGCUCUGGGCUUUGGCGGUGCUAAUUUCCCAGUCAGUUUGGAUAAAGCAACACGGAAUACUUUGGUUUUGGUUCAGGAUGAAGGAGCUCUCCAGUAUAUUGAGUUUAAAGACUUACAAAGCAAACCUGAGGAGGGAGACAACGCCAUCAGAGUUUUCAACGGUCUGAGCUACGACGUGGAUGUGGUCGUCUCGGAUUCAUUCUUCAACUAUACCACACCAAACAACAUGUCACAAUAUAUCUUGGUGCCUCAGGGAAACCCAAAAUUCAAGAUCACAAACGACAAGGGACAAGAGUGUAUCUACCCGAUGUCUUUGGGCUUUGGCAGCUCGUACACUCUGGUCAUCCCGUCGACGUUCAACUUCACAAACGAUUGUGCUGAAGGUAUCGUGGCGGUGGAGGACAUGAGUCCGAACAGCUUCCACAUGGCUUGGCAGAUCCCUCAGUACUUCCUCAUGACUUGUGGAGAGGUGGUCUUCUCCGUGACUGGACUGGAGUUUUCAUACUCGCAGGCGCCCAGCAACAUGAAGUCAGUGCUGCAGGCUGGUUGGCUGCUGACUGUUGCCGUCGGCAACAUCAUUGUCCUGAUUGUAGCAGAGGCAGCGACGCUUCCAGAGCAGUGGACCGAGUACAUCCUGUUCGCCAGCCUGCUGAUCCUGGUCUGCUUCAUCUUCGCCAUCAUGUCCUACUUCUACACCUACAUCGACCCGACCAAGAUCGAAGCCCAGUUUGCUGAUAUGGAGCCGGAGGACAAGAGGAAGCGUUUUGAAAUGGUGAGGAACGGCUCGGAGCGUGACAGCGGACGCAGGAAGAGCUCCACUCCAGGUUACGACGGAAGGGUCAUUUCUCAGACCCACAUGUGAGCCACCCAGGACUCUCCUCUCGUCACGCUGCACGGUUCUGUGGCUCCUGUCGUGGUGUUGAGCUGAAGGACGACCGUUUCUGGUGCAGUGGGACGAACUCACGGACAGGACCACGGUGAUGAAUCCCGGGUCAUCGAUUUGUCUUUUGUAUUCUUGCAAACUAUUUCUAAGAGUGUGUUUUGCAGUGUGUCGCAACUCGGUGUUUGUUUCGUGAGAAAGCAGCGACACCACUUUAAAUUAGUCUUCAGAUACUCACAACCGACCGCUUGACUGAUUCUUAGAAAAUAACUAGUGAUGGGCUGAUGAGGCUUCAUGAAACAGUCUCUCUAUUUUCAGAGGCCACCAGGUGGUGCACUUGGUCUUUAAAUGAAGGACAGUGUUUCAUGAAGCCUCAUAAGCCCAUCACUAGAAAUAACUCAUUCAGCAUUCAUCACUCAACAACUCUCUUUAUAUGUGAAACAUUUUCCUUUUUGAAGGUUUCUUCACAAAGCUAUUUCAUUUGUCUUGUGAAUUCAACUGUUUUGUGCUGAAUCUUUCAUUGUCUUUGCUUUAGUUCGGGUUUCAGUGUUGAGUGCCGAGUGCACACGAGCGACAGCCGAAGUCACCAGUGAGGCUAAUAAAAUGCCAGCGUGCAGGUAGAAAACCAAGUGGAGACUGAUGUGUAGGAGACUGAGAUCACGGGCUUGUUCACGACAGAGAAGUCAUUUGGUGUUGCUUCUGCUGGUGCUCCUUGAUUUUGAGAGAUAUUGUAUGCUAAUAAUCCCACAAUGGGAAAUUGUUAUUGUUCUUCUUCUUUUGUUCUAUUAUUGUUCUGUUAUUAGAUUGUUCAUGUACUGUACACGUGGCUGACUCAUCUUUGGCAAUGUUUCUCCAGCUGUGGCCCAAUUCAAGUCAGUAAAUUGUAAAAUA
Synchiropus splendidus (mandarinfish) is the source of this 3150-nucleotide messenger RNA. RefSeq names its product solute carrier family 15 member 1b (gene slc15a1b). The record is from RefSeq and is a predicted model, not a curated record. The transcript has 23 exons. Lineage: Eukaryota; Metazoa; Chordata; Actinopteri; Syngnathiformes; Callionymidae. Bases 58 to 2241 code for a protein of 727 amino acids. Gene Ontology annotation, molecular function: dipeptide transmembrane transporter activity. Gene Ontology annotation, cellular component: membrane. Gene Ontology annotation, biological process: oligopeptide transport; transmembrane transport.